GGCCGCCGGGAAGGGCCCUGGGGCGGGUCCAGGGGGUGCGGCUCCGCUGGCUCUGGAGCGCGUUCAGUGCUGGAAUGUGCCAGGAAAGGUCCUGCUCAGCCGGGCAGUGAACGGCGCGGGAGCGAAGAGCUGCUCUGUGCGGUGCUGCUUCCUGAAAAACAGUCCUGACUGCUUUUUGGUUCUGUUACUUGUUACUUUGUGUGCUUUCAAAAUGAGCAGUGAAGAUGAAAUAAAGGAAAAACUGGAUGCGGAAUUAGAUCGCUAUGUCGUGGCUAUGAAGCCCUGUGUCCUUAACCUGCAGAACAGUUCACAAAGAGAAAGAUGCUCACUAUGGAUUAAAAACCUCUGCAAACCUUCAGAAGCAGGCAUAGGAAUAGUGGAAAGGGAGAAUCAAAACUUGUAUGCAAAACUGCUGCUCCACGUGCUGCAGAGAGGAGUUCUGAAUGGUCCCUUCAGCCAGAAACCAGAGGAAGGAAUGCUGAAAACUUUGCCUGCCUACAUGUCAGUUUAUUUUGAUGAACCAAGUUCACCAAAGGUUGGGAACAGCCGCCCUGACUGCUUACCUGAGUGGAUGGUGGGAGAGCUGGGAAACCAUGACAGUAAUGAAUCCUCUGUGGAGGACUUAUCUUCAGCAACAACUCCUGCACAUGGACUCAAUGAGAAGCCAUCAGUAAUAUCCCAUUGUCUGAGCUCCUCUCACCGGACAGAUGAAGAUGACCUAGGCACGUCACUGUCUCUGGAAAUGAAAAUGAAAACAGCAGAAGGUAAAUUUGAUGAAGAAAAAUUGAAGUUACAACAGAAGCACUAUGCUGAUGUUCAAAAGACUUUGGAUAGAAAGAAUGAUGAAAUAGAUGUGCUGAAGUCCACCUACCUAAAGAAACAAAAAGAGUCUGAGGAUAUGAUAAGAAAACUGGAGAAAAAAAGAAUUCCUUGGAGUCCAUUCACACUAUGGACUAAACCACACUGGAAAAUAAUACAGAAGUUUGUUACGCGAUCGCAAAUAAAUUUAGUUAUUAAUUAUUAAUCCAGAUUGGCUUGUCCGUAUUUAUAACAGGGGGGAGGGGAAAACAAAAUUCCAGGGGGGCACGGCAAAAUUCCAGAGGCAUAAAGACAGGAAAGAUAGAAAAUACGAGUGGGUAAAAUCCACCAGAAUUUGAAGCAGAAAAAAUAAAGUAGAGUGGGAGGGAGCCCCAAAAUCCAAGGGGGGGGGGGAGGGGAGAAACCAAACCCAAAAUUCGAGGGCAAAAAACCCAACCCAACCCAACAGCAAAAUUGGAGGGGGGGAGGGAAAUCCCACAAAAUUCGACGAAGAAGGAGGGAAUCAAUUUCAAGAGGAAACAAAAAAAACCCAAACAAAAAAAUUGACGCUGUUAGAGACACAAGCAUUUAUUAGAAACUAUAUUAUUAAUACCUGGUUUCUUUAUAUAUAUCUUGUGGUUUUACGUUAGCAUAGUCAUGAUUUUUCUGAGUAUAUUAAUAUGAGAGGAUGCCAUGGGUAGAUGUUUCUGUAUCCAGGGAGUUGGGAAUAUUUUGUGUGUAAUGUGAGUAAAUGAAGAUGAACAGGUCUAUUACUUUAUGGAAUACUUGACGACAUAAAACCAAGGUAAAAGUC
Vidua macroura (Pin-tailed whydah) is the source of this 1612-nucleotide messenger RNA. Its product is annotated as protein kinase C alpha type-like. The coding region runs from base 212 to 1024 and encodes 270 amino acids. The record is from RefSeq and is a predicted model, not a curated record. NCBI's taxonomy places the organism in Eukaryota, Metazoa, Chordata, Aves, Passeriformes, Viduidae. Gene Ontology annotation, molecular function: protein serine/threonine kinase activity; ATP binding. Gene Ontology annotation, biological process: protein phosphorylation. The transcript has 8 exons.